GUGAUUUGUUGAGGAAAAAGAUGAGGCCGGUUUUCGCUGGGAACUUGGAGUACGAUACUCGUCAAUCUGAGCUCGAACGCUUGUUUUCAAAGUAUGGUAGGAUUGAACGCGUGGACAUGAAAUCUGGAACUUCAACUAAGGGAAAAUAUGAUGAGCUUUCUGUCUUGGCUUGCCAACCUCUCUGCAAAAUUUUUUUUGGAAGGAAACCUUCCUGCUUGUCUGCUCUCCUUCUACUAUCCACAGAUCAUCUGCAUUUUCUCAUGUGAUCAUUCGUCACUCACUAACCUCAUCACCCAUCACUCAUCACUCAUCACUCAUCAUUGACAUUUCAACCAGAAUGUUCUUAGUGGGAUCAUCAAUCAAUUUAUUAAGCCAUGCCUAGCUAGCUUCACUGAAUAUAGGGGAUCAAUGAAAUUCUGUCAAGUCAUGCCCUUCUAUUUCUGAAAUAUCUUGUGGUGUCUGAAUGGAGAAGCAUGCUUGGCAAUUACAAUCUCAGAUAUGAAUUUUGGAUUUAAACCUUUAAAUGCAAUCAUGAUUUGUUUCCUCAUUCAACGCCUCUACAGCUUCAUGUGCAUCAGCCCACACUUAUAUUCAGGUUUUGCUUUUGUCUAUUUUGAAGAUGAGCGUGAUGCUGAAGAAGCAAUUCGUGCACUUGACAAUGUUCCAUUUGGUUAUGAUAAGCGACGGUUAUCUGUGGAGUGGGCUAGGGGUGAACGUGGGCGCCAUCGUGAUGGCUCAAAGCCAAACCAGAGGCCCACAAAAACUCUAUUUGUGAUUAACUUUGAUCCCAUUCGCACUAGGGUUCGCGAUAUAGAAAGACACUUUGAACCUUAUGGAAAGCUUCAUCAUGUUAGAAUUCGUCGUAACUUUGCAUUUGUGCAGUUUGAAACACAAGAAGAUGCUACCAGAGCCUUAGAGGUUACAAAUAUGAGUAAGAUACUGGACAGGGUGGUGUCUGUGGAGUAUGCUCUUAGAGAUGACAGUGAGAGGGUUGACAAUUAUGGCAGUCCCAGAAGAGGAGGUAUUGAUAGAUCACCCAGUCCAGGUUAUCGCAGACGACCAAGUCCUGACUAUGGACGACCACGCAGCCCUGUGUAUGAUAGGUAUAGUGGACCGGACAGGCGGAGGAGUCCUGAUUAUGGCAGGCACCGGAGUCCUGAAUAUGGCAGAUAUCGCAGUGGUUCACCAGUGCGAAGGUCAAGAACUUAGGCGAUCUCUUCUGGUCUGGGGUAAUGAGCAGAGCUUGAGUGGCACUUUCUUACUGUCUUAAUAUUAGAAUAGUAAGUGGAACCUUAUGUACUAAAGAGUACCUUUCAGCCUCAUGUGGAUUGGUCUGGUUUGGUUUGUCUUUUCUAUGUAGUAGUCAUUGUGCUUUUAUAGGAACUGAAUUUAAAACUCUUUUGAUUUGGAAUUAUUGAUUCAUAUUUGAAAGGACAUCAUGUUAUGCUAGAUGGAAACUUAAUGUAAUCUUACUACUGGUAUUGAAUUUGCCUUUUCUAGUAAACUAGUAAUUUGUAAGCUAAGUUGGAUAGAAAAAUGUCAAUUUGCAGAAAGUGGAUGGUGUUCCAUGUGUCUCAAAAUGUGGCUCUCGGCUGGAAAUGGAAUAGUAUGCAUAUCAGAAGAUUCAGUACUGAA
Cicer arietinum (chickpea) is the source of this 1635-nucleotide messenger RNA. RefSeq names its product serine/arginine-rich splicing factor RS31. NCBI's taxonomy places the organism in Eukaryota, Viridiplantae, Streptophyta, Magnoliopsida, Fabales, Fabaceae. The record is from RefSeq and is a predicted model, not a curated record. Gene Ontology annotation, molecular function: RNA binding.